GAGAGGGAUGAUGCCAGAGAGCUGCAGGCAAGCACACAUGUUCAAAAGCUAAUGGACGCUUUGACCAGCUUUAACUUUCCUUCCUUGAUGCAACUGGAAGAAUAUUUGGCAGAAUCUGGAAAUCAGACUGGUUUUUAGGUUGCAGAGUUGCUCAUAUGGAAUAGCAUUUUCGUGUAUUUAAACCCUUAGGUUUCUGCUUGUUUUGGGUUUUCAAGUCUGUGGAAGUGAGACUUUUUUUGCACUUUUUUCUGUAGAAUGAUUUGAAUAAGCUUUCUUGAAUCUCUAAAGAGAACUUCUGACCACUCUUACUGCUCUGCACUCUUGUUCUGUGGAGGGAAAAGGACUGAAACAUCAUUAAUUAAAAGAACAAGCUGUCUAAAGAGGAUUAUACAGAUAAGAACCAUGAAAGACAGCUAUGGUGGAUACGAGAACCAGCUUUUCAAAGAGGAGGACUUCACAGGAGAGGAAGAAAUGCCUUCAUUUAGAGGCCGUAGCAGAGGUGGCUGUAUGAGGUGUCAGCAGAGCCACUCUCUACAGCUGGCUGUCAAAGUCCUCUAUGGAUUUGUCGCCUUCCUCAUCAUCACUGUGGCAGUGCUCGCAUCACUUGUGUUCAGGAAGGUUGACAACUUGUCUGAGGAGGAGUCUGUCUACAGCAAAAAGAUCAACAAGGUUCAACAAGGAAUAGAAGAUCUUGGCUCCACCUCCAACUGUUCAGGCUGUCUGGAUGUGACUCUGUACAGCGAGGAGAUCAGCAGGCUGAAGAAAGAGUUUGAAGACAUACAGAAAAUGAUACUGGGUCAGGAGCAGGUUCUGGACCAGGCCUCCCAGACACAGGCCACCCUAAAGGCCACCAGCAACCGUCUAACACGUGACAUGCAAAACCACCUCAUGUCCAUCAAGAUUCUCAACCAGUCUCUGGAAAGAUACCUGGAUCGAGUGGAGGGCUGGAAGGAUGUGAUUGAGGAAAGUCAGGAGAAAAUGAAGACUCUGAUGGAGGAUCAGUACGAUAUCAAAGCUACAGCACAUCAAGUUAACACAACAGUGGCACUCAGCACAAUGUGGAUCGAUGCCCUGCAGAGAAAAGCAGAUGAGGAAACUCUGGUCCUCCAGAAGUUGACCAGCGAUUGGCAGAACUACAGCCGGGUUCUAAGCGCCAUCAAAUCCAACACCAGCAGCACCACACAAAACAUGCGGUUCCUCCAAAACAACAUCGUAGCAGAUCAACAGAGGAUCGCCAUGGCAACUGAAGUGUACUACGAUCUCACUCAGCAGGUGAUGAACCUUCAGAUGCAGCUGGACAAUGUGACGUCUUUCAUGGAUGAACAUGAGGAGAACAUGCAUGACCUUCACUACCAUUCCAGGUACUAUGAGAAUCGGACAGGUGAGCGUUUCUCAGCGCUGGAUGGUCGACUGAACUCAAUCUCAAUGGAGAUCGACACCAUUUCCUCCAGCAUCAACGCCACAGUCAGCCACGUCCAGAGUAUGUACAAGUACAUCAACAUCGAGAGCUCGUCCUGCCAGAGUCGACUGGGCAGACACACAGAAGACCUACAGAACCUGAACAACACAGUCUUGUUACUGCUCCACCUGGCUGACACACUGAGGCAGCAGAACAUGCUGCUGAAUGUCCGACUGGAUGUGGAUGUCAGGAACCUCUCCAUGGUGAUGGAGGAGAUGAAGCUUGUGGAUGUCCACCAUACCCAGCUCAUUAAGAACUUCACUAUUGUUAAAGGUGCUGCGGGACCACCAGGCCCCAAAGGGAACCGUGGUGAGACUGGCGCCAAAGGACCUAUGGGACUAACUGGAAGCAAAGGUGACCGUGGCCCUCUAGGAAGUCGAGGAUCUGCUGGAGAGAAGGGUGCGGUUGGUCCCAAAGGAGUCAGAGGUGAAACAGGCCCUGCUGGAAAUAAAGGACCAGUAGGACUCAAAGGAGCCAAAGGGGCUCCAGGCCUUCCUGGACCACGUGGGGAGAGGGGCCAGAAGGGUGAUAUGGGCCCUUCUGGAGCAGACGGUGGACCCGGACCAAGAGGGCCUGCAGGGAUGCAGGGUCAAGCAGGACAACCAGGAAUAAUUGGGCCAGUUGGACCAAAAGGAAAACCAGGGCCAGUAGGCCCACCAGGACCACCAGGAACACCUGGACCUCCAGGCCUGCCGUACACCCAUGACAGAAUCAACAACCAGCAGCGAGCCGUUACGCCUGCUACUGGGUCCAAGAGACAGUAGACCAAUGGGCAAGGACACGGUGAAUGUGGGGAACUUAUGGAAUGUUCAUUCUGACUUUUCCCCUUUUGGGGGGCAAUCAAGAAUCUCAGAAUGAAUACAGCCCGUUCACAUUUGAAAAAUGGCUUUCCAUGAAGCAUUCCUUGAUAGUAAGUCAUGGCUGAAGGAAGUCCUAACUGAGUAGCCCCAAAACUGCUGCAGCAGGCACAACUUUAGGUAGGAAGUGAAAAAGAAGAGUCCCUCAGGUCAAAAUUAGGAAAUUCUUGGAAAGAGUUUUAAAUUCUAUAUGUUAGUAUGUAUGAGAAAACUGCCGUCAUAACCCUUUUUCACAAAUGCAACCCUGAUAUUUUCAAGAAAAUCUUUAGUACAUAUUCAGGGUAACCUGAACCAGAAGUUUUCCUGACUUGUUUGUUCACACUUGUCCCUCACAUCAGAAAGUUUUUUUCCCUGUCAGGAUACAGCAUGGAUUAGGGAGGGGGAAAUACUAGAGAGAAGUAAGGAAAAUUCAUGGCAAGUCUGGAUGAAAAUCCAGCUAUUUUACAAUUUCAAGUUUUUUUGGAAGUGUGAACAGCUACUUUGGAUGAGAUUUUUACUAAAGCCAAAGUUAACCAAAGUAAACAAAGCUCAGCAUUUAUGAAGUUGGCAUUCUGCUUGAAUGAGUUUUUACCACACGUACCUUCUUGUCUUCGAUGAAAGGAUUUUAAGGAAUGAUAAAAGUACAUAGGAUGUUGAAGUUUUGUAAAGUUGAAUGUAUAAGAAGCAGAGACUAUGUUUGAGGUUGGUGUCAACCACUUGAUCUGAUGGGCAUGAUUAAAAGGAGGGUUAGACUUUGGACUGAUGUAGUAAUGUUUCCCAUCCAGACUGCUCAUGGGUUUUGUUUUCCCAUGCACUAUUAUAGAGGUAAAAUGUUUGUUUUUGCAUUAUGUACAUACUGACACAUCCCUGUGGAUGGCACUUUAUUGGUUCUUUAAGUUUAAAAACUUAUCAUUGGAAUUAUCAGAGCAGGUACUCUGUAAAAUCUAUUUUUUCCAUAAGGUGGAGCUGUCUUUUACGGUUUGUCUCUGGAGAGGUUACAGAAUCAACAGUCUGCAUUGUUAAAUUCAUUCAUGUCCUUCUUUGAUUCUUGAUGUAACAUCGAUACCAUUGUUUCUUUGGUUAGAAAAACAAAAGACAGAUUAAGAAAGGUCUAAGUAACUCUUGUUGACUUCUGCUGACGUGUUUAUGAAACAUUUCGGGAAGUACACUUGCUUCUACUCUUGAUGGGAGGGUACACUGUCAAGUCUGUGCAAACGAUCCAGAUAGUAAUUAGCCCAGCUUAGUAUCAAUACGUAUGCCAGUAUUACAAUAUAACCUGUUAUCAUAGCACGAGAAAUAGGAAGAUUUAGAGCAACCUCUGGUGUUGGAAAAUGAAACUAAUGUGUAAGUGCAAAAAGAUACAAUUCCUAGAGUGUCCACUUGAGGUCAGCUGCAAAAGUCCUGUGGGGAUUUUCCACUAUGGCUUUUGACCGCGCCGAGCCAAACCAAGCCAUGCUGAUUUGCUUUACCAUAACCAGUUUGGCUGAGCCAAGCUGUGCUGAGCUGCGCUCAAUUGGGCCUGCCCAUGAACAGGGCCACAGUGAGCUAGCCCCACCUCCACACUGACGUUGAAGCGGUGCACAGGGUGCGAUUUGCCGGGGGAAUUUACCCCUUCUGCUACUGAUAACCCUCCCCCUAACCUGACACACCAGAUAGAUUUGUUGCACACAAUCAUCUGGGAAAGCUUCAAUAGGAAACAUUUGAGAAAAGGCAGAGGCUUUGAAAAAAACUCAGAGUGUGAUUG
Messenger RNA from Cheilinus undulatus (humphead wrasse), 4039 nucleotides. It is a transcript of the gene scara3, whose product is annotated as scavenger receptor class A, member 3. The record is from RefSeq and is a predicted model, not a curated record. Bases 403 to 2223 code for a protein of 606 amino acids. Lineage: Eukaryota; Metazoa; Chordata; Actinopteri; Labriformes; Labridae. The transcript is spliced from 12 exons.